This is a messenger RNA of Arabis nemorensis, 1032 nucleotides long. Lineage: Eukaryota; Viridiplantae; Streptophyta; Magnoliopsida; Brassicales; Brassicaceae. The record is from the annotation of a GenBank genome assembly.
AUGAAAGGUCUUUUCAAGUCCAAACCUCGUACUCCCGCUGACCUUGUCCGACAGACGCGCGAUCUCCUUCUCUACGUCGAUCGAUCUAACUCUUUGCCUGACCUUCGAGAAUCCAAACGCGAGGAAAAGAUGGCGGAACUAAGCCGGAAUAUCCGUGAUAUGAAGUCGAUUCUCUAUGGAAACAGCGAGGCUGAGCCUGUAGCUGAAGCUUGUGCACAAUUGACUCAAGAAUUCUUUAAAGAGGAUACUCUACGCCUCUUGAUUACAUGUCUUCCCAAACUCAACUUGGAGACCAGGAAAGAUGCUACACAAGUUGUUGCAAAUCUACAGAGGCAACAAGUUAAUUCACGUUUGAUUGCGUCUGAUUAUCUAGAAGCCAAUAUCGAUCUCAUGGAUAUUCUGAUAGAAGGCUUCGAGAACACAGACAUGGCUUUACAUUAUGGUGCUAUGUUUAGGGAGUGCAUCCGCCAUCAGGUUGUUGCCAAAUAUGUUUUGGAGUCUGAGCAUGUGAAGAAGUUCUUCGAUUACAUUCAGCUUCCUAAUUUCGAUAUUGCUGCCGAUGCUGCUGCAACUUUUAAGGAACUGCUGACAAGGCAUAAGUCUACCGUUGCCGAGUUUCUCACCAAGAACGAAGACUGGUUUUUCGCGGACUACAACUCAAAGCUUCUUGAAUCAAGUAAUUAUAUAACCAGACGGCAAGCUAUUAAGUUGUUGGGUGAUAUAUUACUGGAUCGAUCAAAUUCAGCUGUGAUGACAAAAUAUGCGAGCUCAAUGGAUAACUUGAGGAUUCUCAUGAAUCUUCUGAGAGAGUCGAGCAAGAGUAUCCAGAUAGAAGCAUUCCAUGUUUUCAAGCUGUUUGUAGCAAAUCAAAACAAGCCUGGAGAUAUAGUCAACAUUCUGGUGGCAAACAGAAGCAAGCUUCUGAGAUUAUUGGCUGAUUUGAAACCAGACAAAGAGGACGAGCGGUUUGAAGCAGACAAAAGUCAGGUUCUGAGAGAAAUCGCAGCCCUUGAGCCGCGAGAUCGUGCUUGA